Messenger RNA from Penicillium chermesinum, 1605 nucleotides. RefSeq names its product putative F-box protein (Pof7). Gene Ontology annotation, molecular function: protein binding. Gene Ontology annotation, cellular component: SCF ubiquitin ligase complex. Lineage: Eukaryota; Fungi; Ascomycota; Eurotiomycetes; Eurotiales; Aspergillaceae. The coding region runs from base 1 to 1605 and encodes 534 amino acids. The record is from RefSeq and is a predicted model, not a curated record. The transcript is spliced from 2 exons. Gene Ontology annotation, biological process: SCF-dependent proteasomal ubiquitin-dependent protein catabolic process.
AUGGCAGACAACGCAGAGCUCGAAUCGUUCCGCCGCGAGUGGCGCGAGGAGGUUGCCCGUCGAUCGAAGCCUAGACCUACCCCUCCGACCACAGAAGCUGUCCCCUCGGGGCGUGUGCCGCCUUCCCAGCACGAAGCAUCACACCGCGAGGACCUUGAAGAUGAGGGGCCACCCCCGGUCUCCUUCGACCCAGAAGACCUGGCGCAUCAAGUCGGGGAGCUGAGUAUCCAACCAGAGGCAGAACACGAAGAUGAUGGAUUCACUAGACGGACCGUGCAGGAACCAAAAUCAGCCUUGGAGCACUUUGAGCGGGCUGUCGAGAAGGAGGCCGCCGGUAGCCUCGGGGAUAGUCUGACGCACUACCGGAAGGCUUAUCGGCUGGAUGCUAGUGUCGAUAAGACUUAUCGGGAUAAGCACUUCGCUCAUGUAUGGAAGAAGACCGCCCAGCCUGCUGCAUCUGUGAAUUCAGAGACCACACAUGCGACGGCGCCGGCCGACAAAGCAGGAGAGAUGCUUCCCACUCCAGAACUUCUAGCUUCAUUUGCCCACCUGCCCAUACCCCAGGCCGAACCGCUGGUCGAAGAUACGCCACCGCCCCCUUGCCCGAUUUCCAAGGUCCCCUCCGAGGUGAUUUCUGAGAUAUUGCGGCAUGUUGCACUGCGCGAUCCGGCAAACUUUGGUCGAACGGCACUCGUAUGCAAGAAUCUUGCGUACCAUUUUGCGCAUGAGCAGCAGAUAUGGAAGGAAGUUUGUCAGGGCUCCAAGUUUGGCUUCGGAAGUAUGCACUAUGAGUUCGCUUGCGACCUUCACGGGCACCCAAUCCACACUCUUCAAGAAAGAUAUACUCCUUUCCCAUAUGGUGUGCCUCUGGAGGUUCCCAUGCCAUUCUCUUCCUGGAGCCAGGUGUUCGAGUCGUAUCCUCGUAUACGUUUCACCGGCAUCUACAUUAGCACGGUCAAUUAUUCGCGUCCGGGUGCACAGUCUGGCUUCCACAACCUGAAUUGGAGCAGCCCAAUCCAUAUCGUGACGUACUAUCGCUAUUUGAGGUUCUAUCCUGACGGAUCACUGGUGUCUUUACUUACAACCACCGAGCCUAUGGACGUGGUCCCACACAUCAGCACAGAGAACAUGAUGGCUGCCCGGGCAGCAUCCCACAAACAGCUACAACGUCGCGUAGAAGACCCUGGUCACUCUAUCUCCGGUGCAACCGAUGCUGUGCCCCCAGUUGCAAUGAAUGCGCUGAAGUAUGGCUUCCGUGGCCGCUGGCAUCUUACCCCACCCUUUCCCAGAAAGCGCCCCGAGGACGAAAGAGCGGAAUCAGGCCCGAAUCAGCAGCAAAACUCCAACGAAACCGAGGAAUAUCCUGAUUUGCGAGACCUAGUCAUAGAGACGGAGGGAGUUGACCCCAAAUACGUAUACCACAUGCAUCUUGCAUUGCGGUCCCCAAGCUCCGCCAAAACACGCGCGAACCCCUCGAAGAACACGAAGCUUGUGUGGCGAGGUUUCUGGAGUUAUAAUAAGCUUACUGACGACUGGGGAGCAUUCGGUCUUCGCAAUGACAGGCCAUUUGUUUUCCGUCGCGUAAGAGGAUGGGGCCUAGAUUGA